Notechis scutatus (mainland tiger snake) is the source of this 1622-nucleotide messenger RNA. RefSeq names its product growth factor independent 1 transcriptional repressor (gene GFI1). Gene Ontology annotation, molecular function: DNA-binding transcription factor activity, RNA polymerase II-specific; RNA polymerase II transcription regulatory region sequence-specific DNA binding. Gene Ontology annotation, biological process: regulation of transcription by RNA polymerase II; embryo development. Gene Ontology annotation, cellular component: nucleus. Lineage: Eukaryota; Metazoa; Chordata; Lepidosauria; Squamata; Elapidae. The record is from RefSeq and is a predicted model, not a curated record.
AUGCCUCGGUCGUUCCUAGUGAAGAGCAAGAAGGCUCAUAGCUACCACCAGCCCCGAGCCCCCGACGGCGACUACGGCGGCACCCUGGAGAGCGUCUUGGCUCAGAUCUGCGCAGAUAGCACGGCUUCGCACCUGGCCCUGCCCGAACGGAAUCUCCCCGCGGAUCGCCUUUCCCCGGAUUCCCAGCCGCUCGAUGGGGCGGACAGGAGCUCCGAUUCGGCUCCCAGCUGCGAAAGCAGCAGCGUGUGUGAUCCGGCCGCCGAGAUGGAGGAUUUUUGGAGACCGCCCUCCCCCUCGGCCUCCCCAGCUUCUGAGCGGUCCAUCUGUCCAUCCUUCGAUGAACCUUCCCACUUCUCCCUGCCCCUGAAACCCUACACAUGGAGCGGCCUGGGAAACACCGAACUGAGACAUUUGGUGCAGAACUGCAGGCCUUGCUCAACUCUGGACCGUGGCCUCUUCUGUGAGCGAGGAUCUGAGCCUGCUCUGUAUGCCUCAGAGCGUAACUCAGCCCUUGGACUCUAUGGUGACUUUGGCUCUCCUGGACUCUUUGAGCGGCCAGCGGCAGCCCCUGGAAUCUUUGUGGAGACCCCACCUGGACUGCAACCUGAGAAGAGUGCAAAUAGCAUCAAAUUGGAAUCAGAACUCCUCUGUCGCCCUCUGUUGCUCAGCAGCGGCUCCUACAAAUGCGUCAAAUGCAGCAAGGACUUCUCUACUCCGCAUGGCCUGGAGGUGCAUGUUCGUCGUUCACACAGUGGCACCAGGCCCUUUGCGUGCGAAAUGUGUGGCAAGACAUUUGGCCAUGCCGUUAGCUUGGAGCAGCAUAAAGCUGUGCAUUCCCAGGAACGCAGCUUUGACUGUAAGAUCUGUGGGAAGAGCUUCAAGAGAUCUUCAACUUUGUCCACCCACCUUCUCAUCCACUCAGAUACCCGGCCUUAUCCAUGUCAGUACUGUGGAAAGAGGUUCCACCAGAAAUCUGACAUGAAGAAGCACACAUUCAUCCACACAGGUGAGAAACCCCACAAGUGCCAGGUGUGUGGCAAAGCUUUCAGCCAGAGCUCAAACCUGAUCACUCAUAGUCGGAAGCACACUGGCUUCAAGCCCUUUGGCUGUGAUCUAUGUGGCAAAGGCUUUCAGAGGAAGGUGGAUUUGCGGAGACACCGAGAGACACAGCACGGUCUGAAAUGAGAACCUGGUGGACUCUGGAAUAGCAACACAAACACUAUGUCAGCGAACUUCCCUUUUCUCCUUGUGGGCUGCCCAUGUCCUGCCUCUGUCUCUCGGUCUGAUGCUCGAGUUCACUUCCUACCCCAUUCUCACUAAACAGGAGGUUAGAAGGAACUUGGUGAGAAUUUUACAGAAAUUAAAGCCUUGGAAUGAAUAUGAACUGCCAAGCCUAAAGACGUGGGGCACCUUUUCAGAAUGAAAUCCUGGACGAAUAACAUAUGUACCGUGUCUGUUCCCCUUUCACUCAUACCUUGUGGCACAAAAGGCCCUAUUUGGAUAAGCUACUGGCACCUGCGAACCAGAAAUCCCACCCACCCCCAGGGAAUCACACAGACCACAUUGGUUUCCUGGAAGUUAAUUUUCUGGGUUGCCCAAACUUCACAUGGUAUAUAAUCCCA